AAGAUGAUAGAGGAACCAGGAGAGAGUGAUGUCAGGAAAGCUAACUGAGAAGACCUGAGGAUAGAGGAAGGGCUCCAGCAACAUUGUCAAACAGUGCAAAAACCAAACAAGCAAGCAGCCCACACAGCUGUUAACAAUGAAGGAAGGUGGCUUCAUACAAAGCCCAAGGAUGAACUUAAAACUGGGAUUUUUUUUCACAGUCAAGGCCAGUCGACUUGUUUUUCCUAAGAAGCCAAUUCAUGUUCUCCUUCACCGCCCUACCCUUUACUCCCUUCUUUUACGUAGUAUGGAGAAAUCAAUUAUUCUACUGCUCUGCAUACAAUAUGUUGUUAAGAUCUCAAGAAGUUUCCACUAUACACCAAAGAAUAAAGAAACAACAGUUUUUAUUGAAUGGGAUGAAUUUCCUAAGGGAGGAAGUCCUGAAUUUUAUUUUUUAAAAUACCAACUUGUUAAUAAUUUUGCUCAAAAAGCAAAUGAAUCUCCUUAUUUACAGAAUGUUAAAAAGAUUCUUGCAGAAUCACGAAAGUUUCCAAAAUCAAUACUAACACUUGAAGAAAAUGAAGAUUAUGACAUCAUUAUACAGUCUGUAAAAUAUGGACAAAUUUUAAGUGAAAAGUCAUUUCAAACUCGUGGAGUAUCAACUAGAAAUAUUAAAACAGUAGCAACAAGUACGAGUGUUUCUUUUAACUGGAGUGUGCUAUCUUCCAAUGACAUUUUGGUGUCAAUAUCGCUUAAUAAUUCUUCACAAAUUAUGCAGAAUGUCAUGUUUUAUGAGUGGGAUGAUUUGAAACCUGCCACCUUAUAUGUUUUUACACUUGAAUUUAAACAGUUGCAUUUGGAUUUUAUAAGUAUACUUCAGAGAUUGGAUAUUCAAAUUGAAACAGGUUCAUGUUCACAAGGAUGGGUAGCAUUAAAAAAUAGCUGUUAUAGAAUUAGCAAAGAGAGUAAGCCAUGGAAUAUAGCCCAGCAAUAUUGUAAGUUGUCCUUAAGUUCUGCACACCUGGUGGAUAUAAAAAAUGAGGAGGAAAAAAAAUUUGUAUUUUCACAUCUCAGGUCAAAGAAUCAAAUAAUAAUAUGGACUGGUCUUAACGACUUUAAGAAAGAAGGUCAUCUCACGUGGACAGAUGGAUCAUCUUUUGACCUUAAGGAAAAUGAAAUACUUUCUUUCCCACUACUACCCAAGAAUGAAACAGAUUGCUACAUUUUACAGCAAAACUCAACUGGAUCAAACUAUUUCUUUACAGGAUUUUUCUGUUAUAUUCCGUUGCCAUAUAUUUGUGAAUAUGAAUCACCUUCUCUGCAGGAAGACCUUUUGUUCUAUAUAAAGGAUGUUGGAACAACUGAAGUUGUAUUUAGUUGGAAUAAUUUGAGUGCUUGGAAUAAUUUGAAUAAGUGGCUGAAACUUGGGUAUAAAAUUAUCAUUAAGUAUUAUUUAGAUUGUACAGAAGAGCAACAUUUUGAAAGCAUGCCCCCAGAUACUACAGAGAAAGCAAUUACACAGUUGUAUCCUGGCCGUGUUUACAGAUUUUUAUUCUCUGCAAUAAAUGAAUGGGAGGCAAAAACUACUUUAAGUCCAGUAUUCGUUGUUGAAACACGUCCAUUAUCACCCCAAAAUGUCACAGUUACUCAUGUGACCCCAACAGAAAUAUUUUUACACUGGGAUGCUCCAGAUCCUGUAUCUUUUGACCAUUAUCUUGUGGUUAUUUUGGAUGCUGAAAAUGCUAAAUCAGAAGAAGUGUUUGUUGAAAAACCCAACACAUCCACAACAAUUGGAAAUCUCAAAUUUUUCCAUCAUUAUCUGAUCUAUCUAUUCAGUGUGGCAGAAAGAGGAACUCUAAGCUACUUUGAGAAACCUAUUUCAGCCAUUACAGGUAUUAAUCCACCUCAGAAAAUUUGUGUAAAACCUGAAGAUGUGGAUGAAGACAGUAUAAUUCUCCAGUGGGAACCCCCACAAGAUGGCCAUGAGGUCUACAUUCAAAUCAAAUCCAUAGCAAAUACACGAGAAAUCAGGAAGCUUUUUGUAAAGGAUGCUAAUAGAUGCAAGAUUGAUCACUUAACCCCUGGAAUGACAUACAACAUUGGAAUGGCAACAAUAAUGAGUGGGAACUUGAGCGAGCUGCUUGGAGCUGUGUCUGUUACUCCAGAGUGUCACAAAGUUGAUCUGUUCAUUGAUCCAUGUGAAAGGACGUCAAGUUUGGAAAUGCCCAUUAGGUGCUCGUGGUGUCUAUAUUUCCUCUCCUUCAAAUACUCCACUAUUUCUUCCUUUAAAAACAAACAAACAAACAAACACGUUAUUUAUCUUUGGCUCUUCUGGGUCUUCACUGCUGGGGACGCUUUUCUUUGUGAUGGGUGGGGACUACUGUUGAGUUUCAGUGCUUGGGCUUCUCAUUGUGGUGGCUUCUCUUGUGAGGAGCACUGGUUCUAGAGCGCUCAGGCUUCA
Messenger RNA from Bubalus bubalis (water buffalo), 2440 nucleotides. Its product is annotated as tenascin-R. NCBI's taxonomy places the organism in Eukaryota, Metazoa, Chordata, Mammalia, Artiodactyla, Bovidae. The coding region runs from base 137 to 2425 and encodes 762 amino acids. The transcript is spliced from 11 exons. The record is from RefSeq and is a predicted model, not a curated record. Gene Ontology annotation, molecular function: protein binding.